This is a messenger RNA of Sorghum bicolor (sorghum), 1800 nucleotides long. Its product is annotated as pentatricopeptide repeat-containing protein At4g33170. NCBI's taxonomy places the organism in Eukaryota, Viridiplantae, Streptophyta, Magnoliopsida, Poales, Poaceae. The transcript has a single exon. The record is from RefSeq and is a predicted model, not a curated record. Gene Ontology annotation, molecular function: protein binding; RNA binding. Gene Ontology annotation, biological process: RNA modification. Bases 1 to 1800 code for a protein of 599 amino acids.
AUGCCGCUCCGCCCGCGCCCACCAGCUGCCGGGCGGCGUCCUCGCCUUGCCGCGACCGUGAAACCCCGUACCUUCGCUGCCGCAGCCUCCUCCCACCACCAGCAGCAACAGCCCCUCCCUUCCUACCACUAUGCCGCGCUCCUCCAGCGCAGCGGCGCCACCGCCGACCCGCGCCUGGCCGCGGCCCUCCACGCGGCUCUGCUCAAGCCGGGCGUCCUCGCGUGCCACGUCUUCCUCCACAACCACCUCCUCAUCGCCUACUUCAAAUGCCGCCUCCACCGCCGGGGCCUCCGCGUGCUCGACGAAAUGCCCCACCGCAACGCCGUCUCGUGGUCCGCCGCCAUCGCCGGGCUCGCGCAGGGGGGCCGGCCCCGCGACGCGCUCGCGCUGUUCAUCCGGAUGCGCCUCGCCGGGUGCCCGCCCAACGAGUUCGCGCUGGCGAGCGCGCUCAACGCGAGCUCGUUCGCACCCGCGGGCACCGGGUGUGCGCGGCAGCUCUACGCGCUCUCGGUGCGGCUUGGCUUCGACUCCAGCGUCUUCCUGACGAACGCGUUCCUCGCUGCGAUGGCUCGUCACGGGCAGCUCGAGGACGCGGUGCGGCUGUUCAACGGCUCUUCCGUCCGGGACAUCGUCUCGUGGAACACGCUGCUCGCGGGGUUCGCGCGCCACUGGAGCGUGCAGGGUUGGAUCCUGUGGCGAAGGAUGGUCAGGGAAGCUGUUCGCGCCGACGGGUUCUCGUUCAGCACAGUCCUGUCUGGACUGGCGGCGAGCACGAGCUUGGCGAGCGGUCUGCAAGUUCACGCCCAGCUCGUCAAGAGUGGCUUUGGCGAUGAUGUCUAUGUGGGGAACUCCUUGGUGGAGAUGUAUAUGAAGAGCAAAUGUCUAGCAGAUGGCACCAUGGCAUUCGCCGAGAUCCGCUGCAAAGAUGUCGUGUCGUGGACUGGGAUGGCCGCUGGCUGCCUACACUGCGGCGAGCCUUCCAAGGCAAUUGGCAUUCUCAGUCAGAUGAUGCUGGACGGAGUCAUGCCUAACAGCUACACAUUUGCAACGUCAGCUAAUGCCUGCGCAAGCCUCACCGAUCUUGACGAAGGAAGGAAAGUUCACGGGUAUGUGAUCAAGUUGGGAGACGACUCUGACAUUGGCGUCAACAAUGCGCUCAUCGACAUGUAUGCGAAAUGCGGGUCAGUGGCCUGUGCUCACAAGGUGUUCCAGUCGAUGCAGCAGCGGCCUGUUAUCUCUUGGACAGCGAUGAUCAUGGGUUUCGCGCACAACGGGCGAGCUCAGGAAGCUGUGGAGGUGUUUGACGACAUGCUGCUGAAAGGCGUAGCUCCCAACCGCGUCACUAUGAUCUGCAUUCUCUAUGCUUGCAGCCAAGGUGGGUUUGUAGACGAAGGUUGGAUUUACUUCAACGCCAUGGAGGACAAGUUUGGCAUUCAGCCUGGCGAGGACCACUACGCAUGCAUGGUCGAUCUCCUUGGCAAAGCAGGCCACAUCGAGGAGGCUGAAGAGCUGAUAUCAAGGAUGCCAUUCCCGCCUGGCGUUCUGGUCUGGCAGGCCUUGCUUGGUGCCUGUCAUCGUCACGGCAACGAGGCUGUUGGCAGGAGGGCUGCAGAGCAUGCGCUUGCGCUCGAGAACGAUGACCCGUCGACAUACAUGUUGCUGUGCAACACGCUUGCUGGUCAGCACGAUUGGGAUGGCGCAAGAAGGGCGAGAGGGCUCAUGGGAGCAGAAAUCCUGAAGCUGCCCGGGUCUUCAUGGUUUCAGUCCAUGUCUGACAGAAAGCGAGCUUGUAUCAGGUGA